Messenger RNA from Thamnophis sirtalis, 273 nucleotides. The record is from RefSeq and is a predicted model, not a curated record. Lineage: Eukaryota; Metazoa; Chordata; Lepidosauria; Squamata; Natricidae.
AUGCCCUAUUUGGAGAUGGAAAGAGUGUUUGUAUACCUCCUGGAUGAGGACGCUCGUCUGACGUGCAGUGAUCCGCCGCAUGACUUUCCACAGGAGGGACGGCUCAGAGAUGCCGUCCUUCAGCAGAAGAGGGUGGCCUGUAACGGCCUGCCGUUGGCCGAUCUGCAGGGCAAGCCAGUGGCCGGCUUGGCUGCCCCCUUAGCCCCCGGCAAGCAAGUGUUAAUUAAUCCUUUGGUGGACAAGAAUUCGGGGACGGUGGUCUGUGUUAUCCUG